Lotus japonicus is the source of this 2544-nucleotide messenger RNA. Its product is annotated as high mobility group B protein 9-like. NCBI's taxonomy places the organism in Eukaryota, Viridiplantae, Streptophyta, Magnoliopsida, Fabales, Fabaceae. The record is from RefSeq and is a predicted model, not a curated record. The coding region runs from base 301 to 1137 and encodes 278 amino acids. Gene Ontology annotation, molecular function: DNA binding. The transcript is spliced from 7 exons.
UAGUAGUUUAGUAUAGUAAUAAAUAUUUAAUAAAUAUUAAAUAAUACAAGGCCUUAACUUAGGACUUUGAACCAAGGUUAAUGGCAGAAAUAAAGAGGCUUCAUCUGCAACGUAUUGGUUCCCCCACACGCGGCAAACCAUCUUCUUAAUUGCUUUGAGUAUCUCGAAAUUCUCUUUCCUUUUUCUUCUUCCUCCUCCUCUAUAUAUUUACUACUCUUCCUCACAUCAAACACACACUCCCUCCCUUUCAUCUCUCAACUUUGUUUCAGUUCUUCCCCCUUUUUUUGUGCUCUCCUCAGAAUGUCAUCGGCGGCGGCGGCGAGAACCACCGGAAGAGGCGGUGAUGACGACAAGUUCUACCCUCCUCCGCUCACCUCUCAUGAGGACAUCGUCAAUGAUGCUAAGCUCUUCUUGGACACUCUCAGGAAAUUUCACUUUGUCAUGGGUUCCAAGUACAUGAUGGAUUUUCACACCCUUUACGUGGAGGUUACCAGGAUGAGCGGUGAUGAGAAGGUGGUUGCUGAGAAGAAAUGGAGGGAGGUGGGUAGUGUGUUCAAUUUCUCUCUUACCACCACAAGUGUUUCUUAUGUGCUCAAGAAGCACUAUUGGAAUCUCCUCUACGAUUUCGAACAAGUUCACUUCUUUAAGGUUCGGGGUCCUAUUACUUCUCCUGCAGAUGCACUUUAUGGUAGCAACUCCUCGGGGAAACCUGAUUUCGCUCUUGUGAAGUAUGCACCUAAGCAUGCAAACAAUGACCCUGAAUCCAAUGUUGAAGUUCCUCCUCCAUCAUCGAUUCUGCAGGAUGUCGGAGCCAUUGUAUCGUUCAAUCUCAAAGCUCGCCAUUCUGGCCGGAGAAGGAGGAACAUGAGAAGGUGGGACCGUGAUUACCCCAAGCCUAAUAGGAAUGGCUAUAACUUCUUUUUUGCUGAAAAGCACACCAAGCUGAAAGAACUCUACCCAAGUAGAGAAAGGGAGUUUACCAAAAUGAUUGGCCAGCCAAGGAACAAUCUUAGCUCUGAUGAAAAAAUGGUUUACCAGAACAUUGGGGGUGAUAGACAAGGAAAGGUAUCAGAGAGAAUUGGCCGAGUACAAGGAGAAAAUGAAGCUUUGGCAACCAGAAGAGGAUGUAGGCGAUGAAGAACCAAACCAAUUAUUUAUUUCAAUUUGGGAAGUUCAUGUUCUUCAAAUGUCAAAGCAUUUGCUUGGCAUUUGAUUUCGGGUCGAAUUCCAAGUAAGGGUAACCUAAGUAAGUGGCAUGUGAUUCAGAACCCUGAAUGCAUUUUGCCCCUUCUGCAACUGGGUGUAGGAAACAAGUUUGCACCUGCUGUUUUUGUGUCCAGUUCCCUGGACAAGGCAAAAACAAUGCACAAAGAAAAGGAGAGUUAACAAUUUGGUUUGCUUGCACUUGAAUGCUGUGGCCAGCACACAAUGAGGUUGUUUUUUAGAACGACAAGGUGGACCAGGUACAAAUUUUGGAGCUGAUUCAAUUGCGUUCAAGGAAUUGGGCUAGAGUAAAAUUGGGUGGCUUUUAUAAUACACUCUUUGAAUGGAAGUCCAAUCCGGUUGUAUGUUUUGCAUUCUCUGUAACUGAUUUAUUUUUUAUUUUUUAUGCAGAGCUUGGGGGUCCAAUUAUGUUUAGAAUGAAUGCUUGGAAUUUCUGUGGGUGGGUCCUGAAUUUUGGUGGUCUGGAGCAACCCAUCAAUCGCUUGGCUCUUUACUGCAUAAAUUGGAUGGGCUGCUACCAUGAUGCUGAAAUUGUAAAGGGAAAAUGAGCUGUUUACUUAACUUGGUCAAUGGUUUGAUAAAUUAUCAUGAUAUUUGGAGAUUUGCAUUAAGUGUGUUACACUAUGCGCUAGGAACCAGGUUUGUUCAUAACCCAAACGCACUAUGUAAUACAACAUUACUUGGCGUAUUAGAGUUUUUUUAUUUUCUUUUCAAAGGAUCAUAAUCCAUUCAAAACCCAAAGGUUGCCGAACGACACUUAUAACAUGCGAGUAUAAAUCUCAACGAGUGAUAUCGCAAUGCAACACAUAAGAAAUUACAGGAACAAGCAUGCACACUCAAAUAACAAAGGUGAACAUCAACUAAAAAAAUGAUGUAAAACCCUAAGCGUCAUGUACGAAAGCCACUAAACCUCCAAAGUAGCAUAGAUGUCUUCAAAUUUAAACAACGCUCCGUUCUAACAACUCUUCGAUUCUGCCGGAGUUGCAAUUGUGCGGCUAUCAAAGAAGUUCAAACGUGGCUUCUGGAGCAUCAAUGAGGACAAACCAACACCUCUGAAAUUAAGGAGAAGUAGGGAAGCUUUUGCAGGAGCAGAAACAAGGCAGAAAAGGUUGAAGCAACUGAGACAGUGAUGAAACAACAGACCAAAGGAGAGGGAGGUGGACAUGAGACAUGAAGCGAUGAAAAGUGGUGAGAUUGCAAACCGUGCAGGCUUGUUCAAAUUGGGCCUUUUAUUUAGAUAGCCUUGUUAAAUUGUUGUAAUCUUGGGCUUUGCUCUCCUCUUUAGACUUGUCCCAAGUAUUAAUGAAUUCUUUAACACAA